GAAAACCAUGGUGGUCUAGUCUGAAGUGGUUUGGUUUUCAUUAUUUUACAACAUCAUACAUAGACCUGGCAGCCAUAUCUUCUAUGAGCUCACCCUGAAACCCGACUACUUUCUCUGUGGUUAUCAGUGAGUCCAUGACUCUCAGCUCAUUUAUAUUAUUAUAUUUCUGCAUCACCUCCACAACUACAGGUCUGGGUUAAAUCACGCGCAAGUGGGAAACUUCCCAUAGCUACUGCAUGAAGGGGAGGUAGAAGCAUAAACCUGACUUGUUGUAACUGUAUGUUACGUGCAAAAUCACUCCAACUGUGUGAGACAAAUAAUAUUCCUGAAAAAAAACAUUAGCUUGUCGGAUGACAUUGUUGUUUUCUACCACCUUGAACAGAUCUGAGGAGUAGCGGAGGAGGUGUGUCGCGGUGUCCGAGUGGUAUUUAUGACUGUAGGGGCAUUUGGGCAAAUUUUGCCCUUUAUUACUUUAAAGAGAAGUGCCAAGAUAUCAGUCACUUGGAAGUAAAAAUGUAGCAGUUCAAUGACAUAACUGUCUGUAAUUACAGUUAGUCCUAAUUAAGUUUUGUAACUAUUAUUGAAAUGAUCAAGAUAAGGUUCAUGAAAUGAUGCAGUUUAACAGCAGAAAAAAACAGUUUUUAAUUAUCUAUUCAUCCAUUUUCAGUGUUUUAAUAAAAAUGACAACAAUCACACUGAAUAUUACUUGAAAGACAAGCACUUUUACCAUAAAGACAAAUAACAAGAGAACUCUAUGUAAAUUGGACAUGGGGUGCUGAGGACCUGCCCCUACUUCCCUGAUAGGUGAUGUGUGAGAGCAAACAUUGUCAUAAGUCAAUAAAAUGGGCAAUGUAGUGCUGGAAAAGUAGUCGGAAAAGGGACGAACAAGAUUAAAGUCAUGAGGGGUUUUGUAGACAACAACUUGCUGUUGCUCAUGUUCUCUUACUUUUCCUCUGCUAUGUCCUCCUCUCUUUAUUCCUCCUCUUGUCAGAUACAGGAACAAUUUAACCUAAAUGGGAUGCACAAGACUGGGGAUGUGAUUCUAGGUGGAAUUUUUCCCGUCAACUUCUUUACUGAUAAUCCUGACCUGACUUUUACCUCAGAGCCACAGCUGCCUUCCUGCUAUGGUUUUAAUGUUAUAGGAUUCAGACAGGCUCAGUCCUUGGCCUUUGCUAUUGAUGAGAUCAACAGAAACUCCAACCUGCUGCCUAAUGUGACUCUGGGAUACAGUCUGUAUGAUAACUGCAUCCAACUACGAAUUGGAUUUCGUGCAGCACUGGCCUUAGUCAGUGGUCAAGAAGAAGAAGUUACAUUAGAGGAGAACUGUGUAGGAACUCCUCCAGUCCUAGGGAUUGUGGGUGAUUCUACCUCUUCAAAUUCUAUAGCCAUAUCUACAGUCUUAGGUUUGUACAAAGUGCCUCUGGUGAGUUAUUUUGCCACAUGUUCCUGCCUGAGUGACCAGCAAAAGUUCCCAUCUUUUUUUAGGACAAUCCCGAGUGAUGCCUUUCAGGUGAAUGCUAUGAUUCAGAUUCUAAAAUACUUUGGUUGGACUUGGGCAGGUCUGCUCAUCAGUGAUGAUGAUUAUGGAGUCCACGCUGCCCGAUCCUUUCACUCUGAUCUGGGUCCAGCUGGUGGAGGUUGUCUGGCUUACACAGAGAUUUUGCCCUGGGGUGACGACCCUGCUGAAUUAAGGAGAAUAGUGGAUGUGAUGAGGAAAUCUACAGCUCGAGUGGUGAUUGUGUUUGCACAUAAGGGUCACAUGAUUAACCUCAUGAAAGAGGUGGUGAGGCAGAAUGUGACAGGCCUUCAGUGGAUGGCCAGUGAAGCCUGGUCAGCACUUGAUGUGCUCCAGACUCCUCACCUCAUGCCGUACCUGGGUGGAACACUGGGCAUCGCCAUCCGUCGAGGAGAAAUACCAGGACUCAGGGACUUCCUGUUACAAAUACGUCCUGACCUACAUCGCAAUGGCACAGAUGGAAACAACAUGGUGAAUCAGUUUUGGGAACACACAUUUCAGUGUAGAUUUGCACCACCUCCAGCAGGUUGGGUGGAAGCUGGAGGAGAAUUAUGCACUGGACAGGAAGUUACAGAGAACGUGGAGAAUGAAUUGGUGGAUGUUUCAGACCUCAGGUCAGAGUAUAAUGUGUAUAAGGCUGUGUACGCUCUGGCUUAUGCUCUUUAUGACAUGCUGCAGUGUGAGCCAGGGAGAGGACCUUUCAGCAACAACACCUGUGCUCAUUUACAAAGACUGGAGCCAUGGCAGCUUGUGUAUUACUUGGGAAAGGUCAACUUCACCACAACAUUUGGUGAUCAAGUGUCAUUUGAUGAGAAUGGUGAUGCCUUACCAAUGUAUGACAUCAUGAACUGGGUGUGGCUCCCUGAUGGAAGAACUAAAGUUCAUAGAGUGGGUGAGGUUAAGAGGUCAGCCUUCAAAGGUGAAGAACUCACACUGGAUGAAGACAACAUUUUCUGGAACUUUGAAUCCAAACAGCCUCCUCGGUCAGUGUGCAGUGAGAGUUGUCCUCCAGGUACCCGCAUGGCCAGAAAGAAGGGGGAACCUGAGUGUUGUUUUGACUGUGUCCCUUGUUCUGAGGGAAAGAUCAGCAAUACAACUGACUCCAUGGAGUGCACCAGUUGUCCAGAAGAUUUCUGGUCCAGCCCCCAGCGUGACCACUGUGUUCCUAAGAAAACAGAGUUCCUCUCCUACCAUGAGCCUCUGGGUAUCUGCUUGACAACCACCUCACUGUUGGGCACAUUUAUCUGUGUUGUUGUUCUGGGCAUCUUCAUCCAUCAUCACAGCACACCUAUAGUUCGUGCCAACAAUUCAGAACUCAGUUUUCUUCUCUUGGUGUCACUCAAAUUGUGUUUCUUGUGUUCGUUGCUCUUCAUUGGACGACCCAGACCGUGGACUUGCCAACUAAGACAUGCAGCAUUUGGCAUCAGCUUUGUGCUUUGUGUCUCAUGUAUCCUGGUGAAAACCAUGGUGGUUCUGGCUGUGUUCAGGGCCUCCAAACCAGGAGGGGAGUCCAGCCUGAAGUGGUUUGGUGCUGUGCAGCAGAGAGGGACAGUUCUGGUUCUGACUUCUGUUCAAGCAGCAAUCUGCACUGUCUGGCUUGUCACUGCUUCACCAGUGCCUCAUAAAAACACCCAGUAUCACAGUGACAAGAUAGUUUAUGAGUGUGUAGUUGGGUCCACAGUUGGUUUUGCAGUUUUACUUGGUUAUAUUGGUUUACUGGCUGUCCUCAGUUGUUUGUUAGCUUUUCUAGCAAGGAAUCUUCCAGACAGUUUCAAUGAGGCCAAACUCAUCACUUUCAGCAUGCUGAUCUUCUGUGCAGUGUGGGUGGCCUUUGUCCCUGCUUACAUCAACUCUCCAGGCAAAUAUGCCGAUGCAGUGGAGGUAUUUGCCAUCCUGGCCUCAAGUUUUGGCAUCUUGGUGGCACUGUUUGGACCCAAAUGUUAUAUAAUCUUGUUGAGACCAGAAAGAAACACAAAGAAAGCCAUCAUGGGUCGAGGCACCACAAAGUAAAACUGGAAACACUGCUGUCUCUUUGUCUGACCCUCUGUAUUUUAGAAUGUCUUUGUAUUUACCACUUCACAAUAUAGGAAAUAAAGAUAUCUCAGCUGCAGUAAA
This is a messenger RNA of Solea senegalensis (Senegalese sole), 3631 nucleotides long. Its product is annotated as extracellular calcium-sensing receptor-like. The coding region runs from base 899 to 3526 and encodes 875 amino acids. NCBI's taxonomy places the organism in Eukaryota, Metazoa, Chordata, Actinopteri, Pleuronectiformes, Soleidae. The record is from RefSeq and is a predicted model, not a curated record. Gene Ontology annotation, cellular component: membrane. Gene Ontology annotation, molecular function: G protein-coupled receptor activity. Gene Ontology annotation, biological process: G protein-coupled receptor signaling pathway. The transcript is spliced from 9 exons.